This is a messenger RNA of Cladocopium goreaui, 540 nucleotides long. NCBI's taxonomy places the organism in Eukaryota, Dinophyceae, Suessiales, Symbiodiniaceae. The record is from the annotation of a GenBank genome assembly.
AUGGAAUCCGGCUCAGGCGCCAACGCCCUCGAGGCCUGGGCUGCGGCCGAGGCACGCCGCGGCCGCUCCAGGGAGCCGCGCGCCCGGGCGAAGGACGCUGCGCCAAGAAUGGCGGAGGAACGUACCAGACAGGUGCGCAGGACCUUCCGUGAGAACUGGCAAUAUCUCUCGCAGAGUCAGUCUUCGCAGGAACUGAUUGCUAAGCUGGAACAGCUGGCACAGGACGCCUUUGGCACCCCGGAGAGCCAGUUGCAGGACAUGCUGUGGCAGUUGCUGUGGACUGGCGAAGAGUUGGCGACCAAGGCCGGUGCCCCACCUGCUUCUGAGAUGCAGCUAGAGGGCCUGGACCCAUCGGAGCGCAAGGUGGUGCAUCAGCUUGCACGACUCAUUGGGUUGCACUCGGAGAGCAGGUCAGUGGGGUCAGUGGAGGAAGAGACCAGCGCAAAGGUCUUGACCUUGCGCCCUCGCUGCCAAGCGAGCUCCUGGUCUGCGCCCUUCUCCGUGGCUCAAGUGCUGAGCACCGAAGUGGUGACUGCGUGA